Messenger RNA from Polistes canadensis, 5401 nucleotides. It is a transcript of the gene Cmtr1, whose product is annotated as cap-specific mRNA (nucleoside-2'-O-)-methyltransferase 1. Lineage: Eukaryota; Metazoa; Arthropoda; Insecta; Hymenoptera; Vespidae. Gene Ontology annotation, biological process: 7-methylguanosine mRNA capping. Gene Ontology annotation, molecular function: nucleic acid binding; methyltransferase cap1 activity. Gene Ontology annotation, cellular component: cytoplasm; nucleus. The coding region runs from base 718 to 3777 and encodes 1019 amino acids. The transcript has 3 exons. The record is from RefSeq and is a predicted model, not a curated record.
UUGUCAAACGCCACCUACUGACAUCAUUAUGUACGAUAAUCGACUUACAACUAUUCGAGUAUCAGUUAAGCACGGGUUGAGCAGUAAAAAGUAUAAAGUAGGGAGAGUUGAGCAAAACGUGUAAGUUACAUAAAACUUCACGACGUAUCUUUUUCUUCCAAAGUUUUUUCUAUUACAUAUGUGGUUUAACUCCAAAGUAAUAUUAAUUUUGCUAUUGGUUACAUACUUCAAUUAGUUAAUCGUGAAGUUCAGUUUCUAAGGAAAAUUAGUUUUAACACCUUAUGCAGAUGGUGCUGUAAUAGAAGAAGCGUUUCUUACAAAAUAUCCCAGGCACGUUACUACGUUUCCGGACGCGAACGAGUAAACAGGUGAAUGGUGUAUUCGACGUUAAUGGUUAUUUCUCAUCUACUAAACUUACAAGUUGAACGAAAUUAACCGAAAUAAUUCUUCGUCUAAACUUUGGUAAUAUAAAUCAAACGUUUUCAGUGUUUUUAAUUAGUAAUAAUAGUAAAAUUGCCUGUCGCGAUUUGUCGGAGUGAAUAGUGCUUUGGUGGACAAUACAUCAAGGAUUGUUCUUAUAUUUGUGACGUAUACCUAGUAAUCUUAAACAAUACAAGACAUACAAGUGUACAAUGUUGUAGCUUAUAUUAAAUCAAUGUCGUUACAACGGAAUACAAGAAAAAAUUCUUCUUAAUAAUUACUAUUAAUAAAAAGAUCAUGGAGAAAAUAAAUAAUUUCAAUAGUGACCUUUUCUUGUCAGAAAGUGAAUAUGAUGGGAACGAUGGCGAUUAUAAUGACAAUGAGGUUACCAAAUAUCACGACAAACAGAGUAAUUGUAAACCAAAAACGAAAAAGAAAUACCGUACUUCAGCUUCUGAAAGUACAGUAAAGAAAAAGAAACGAAGCAAAAAAGUAAGCGAUGUAAUGUCUAAUGUCAAUAAAGAAAAAGAAGCUUCAACAUCGAAUGCUAAUUAUGAUAGCGACUAUCCUCAAAGCUUUAAUGAAAUGAAUAAUGAUCCUGAUUUUGAGAUGAAACAUACAUCUCAUGAUUCUUUUUAUGACUUUAACAAAGAUGCACAAAUGGAUAGAAUACAUGAAACUUCUCCUUUUAAUAUUGAAGCAUCUGCUUCAAAUAUUUCAAAGGGGAUUAAGCAACAUCGUUUGUCGAGUGAUGAUGAUACUGAUAAUGAUGAUCAAAAAAGACGUAGUAAUUCAUAUGAUGAUCAUGACGAUGAUGACGAUGACAGACAUAGUGGUUUUAUUAAAGACAACAUAUAUAAUAUUGAUAAAAAUACUGAAAAGAAUAGACAAAUUCUUUAUGAGGAUUUCAAUAAAGAACAGUUUGAAAGUUCAUAUGAGAUGGCAGAAAGUUUUAGUGAUGAUGCACCUACAUUCAAUAUAUCCAACAGUAGCAAAAUAAAGUACAAUGAAUCAUUUGAAAAUGAUAAAUUAUUAAAAAGAAGUAAAAAUAGCGAUGAAAAUUCUGCUAAGAAAUUGUGCUUGGGUAAAGUAGGAAAUACAUCAAUUACAACUGGUAGUGCUACAAAUGGAAAAGGAAAAGCAGAACGUAUGAUGGAAAAAAUGGGAUACCAAGCUGGGAAAGGUCUUGGAAAAAAUAAUCAAGGUCGGUUAGAGCCAGUACAAACUUCAACGCAACAUGGGCGUAGAGGAAUUGGACUUUCUUAUCCUGAACUUGAAGCUGCGAGAUUAAAGUGGAAUCCUGAUGAAGAAAUUGUACAAAUUAAAGAAGAAAUGGAAUGGUUAAAAAAUGCACAUCGUCAUAUACCAACUAUUAAAGAAAUGCAUGACUGGAUGGUAUUGGGUCUAAAAAAAGAAACAAUAGACGAUGAAACUAAAUUUUGUGAGGCAAAAAUAGUGAAAGAUAUCUUAAAUUCAAAAACAAUAUUUGAUAAGAUUAAUAAAACAGAAAAGCGUAAGGCAAGAACGCGUUCCAAUCCAUAUGAAACAAUUCGAAAUGCAUUCUUCUUAAAUCGUGCUGCUGUCAAAAUGGCAAACAUGGACAAAGCUUGUGAUUUUCUAUUCACCAAACCAAACAAUUUAAAAAACAAUGAGCUGCUAUAUUUCGCAGACGUAUGCGCUGGUCCUGGUGGAUUUAGUGAAUACGUUUUGUGGAGAAAAAAGUGGCAUGCUAAAGGAUUUGGUUUUACUUUAAAAAAUGAGAAUGAUUUCAAACUAGGUGAUUUCUAUGCUGGAUCACCAGAAACUUUUCAUACCUUCUAUGGUCCAAAGGGUAAUGGGGAUGUAUGUGAUGUAAGUAACCAAGAGGCUUUUAGAGAUUUAAUUAUGAAACAUACUCAUGGCAAGGGUGUACAUUUUAUGAUGUCAGAUGGUGGAUUUUCAGUGGAGAAUCAAGAAAAUAUUCAAGAAAUCAUGUCAAAACAAAUAUACUUGUGUCAAUGUUUAGUAGCUUUAAUGAUAGUAAGAAAUGGAGGAAACUUUGUAACAAAACUAUUUGAUCUCUUUACGCCUUUUAGUGUAGGAUUAAUAUAUUUGAUAUAUCGUUGUUUUGAUGAAGUAUGUAUUUUCAAGCCGAAUACUUCAAGGCCAGCUAAUUCAGAAAGAUACUUGAUAUGCAAAGGAAAACGACACGAUACAAAUGAUAUUGUAAAAUAUUUAUUUUAUGCAAACAAAAUAUUAUUAAAAGGAGACGUAAAUAAGGAUGUUAUAGAAUUAGUUCCAUUAAAAGAAUUAGAAAUAGAAAAAGAAUUUGUACAAUAUUUGAGAAAAUCUAACAAUAAUCUUGGAAGAAAACAAAUUGUAGGCCUUCUUAAAAUAGCUGCUUUUUGUGAAGAUAGUACACUUAUAGAACCAAGACAAGCAGAUAUGCGACGAGAAUGCUUAAAAUAUUGGGAACUACCAGAUGAAAGUCGCACUGUACCAUCUUUUAGUAAACCACAAGAAAAUAUCAAACAUCUCAUGAAAAAUCGUGAUAAUAUACUUUCACAUCAGCAACAAAAAUUAACAUAUGAAAAUAUUCGCCAGACUGUGUUACAUACACCAUAUGACUGGCUAUGUACACCUUGUGGUACUGGAGAAUCCAAUAAAUUAACUACAUUUUAUAUGGGUAUGGGAAGAAGAAAAGUAUAUCGUUAUAUGAAUAAUAGUUGGGAGCAAAUUAAUGACCUUAAAAUAGAAUUACCUCCUGACACUCUUGUGUACGCAGAAAUAAUAAAUGAGAUUGCAAAAGAAAGAAAAAGUCAACGCAAAAUUUAUGCACUGCAUAUUUUGGAUGCUUGGAUACUCGGCGGAGAGGAUAUCAGUCAAAAAUAUUUGCCAGAUAGGCAUGAACUUAUAAAAAAAUUUUGUGAAGCUCUAUGGAAACCAUUUCCUAAUGAUUUUGCAAGAGUACGUGCAAAGGAGCUAUAUGCGUUUAGCCCUGAUAUCGAUAAGAAAUUACAACUUAUUCAACGUUAUAUGAAAAAUAAUAGACCAGAAUUAACGUGCGAUAUACCAAAAACACCUUUGGAUGAUGAGGAAACAUUAUAUUUCAUACCAAAUAGCAUCAUCUUUUUAAGAAGUACUAGUCGACCUUGGUUCCGAUAUUAUAGCAAAAGUCAACAUGAAACAUAUAUUCAUAAUCAAAAAACUAACGAAUCACAUUUCGAUAGAAGAAGGCCACCAGCAGCAGAAGCUAAAUUUGAUGAAACAUUUUCUAAUAGUAUGAUAUGGUAUUGGCCUCAUGAUGAAAUGCUUUCAAUGAAUACAGUCAUUCACUCUAUUAGAGAAAAAUGUCCAGAAUUAAUAGAUAGUAAAUAAUUAUAAUACAAUUUUAUAUAUAUGUAUAUAUAUGAAAAAAAAUUUUCAUUAUUUGAACCAAUCAUUUGCCAAAUCGAUUAAGUUUACAAAGUAAAAAGUAGACAAAAUUGAACAAGUAAUGAACAUUGUCGGAUCAUUUAUUAUUGAACGGCCAUAAAAAUUGUUCUCAUUUAGUGGUAUUAGGAUUAGUUAUUAGUCAUAUUUAGUUUAAAUAUAAAAAAUUAAAUAUUGAUCACACAAGUACUUUGAUAAAAAAAAAAAUUUUGUUUAAUUCUAAAAGCCGAGUUCAUUGCUUUGGUCUGUGAACGGUUGGUUCAUUCAUAAUAAUGAUACUCAAUUUUUGCUUAUAGUUUAUUUAAGCAGCUAUUUAAAAUUAAUCAUUUGAGUACGGACUCGUUUUUUAUAGCUUUCCGCAUAGUUAGGGAGGAAAGCUUUUUCUUUUUCUUCUAGAGCAUUUCUUAUAGUGAAUAGUUAAUACCACUUCUCAUUUCCCAAUCGGUAUCUGACAAAAUAGGAUUUGUCAUUAUACAUAACAGUUAAUAGAACAAAUCUAAUUGUAAUUGUGCUCUUUGGAUUUUUUUGCACGACACAGAAGAGCGUGAUCGUACUCGUCCGUACUCAAACAGAUAAUUAUAUUCUGUUCGAUUAUUAGAUUUAAGUUGUAUAAUAUAUAUAUAUGAAUCGCUUAUUUGCCAAAUCAAUUAAUUUCAUGAAACAAAAAGUAGAAAAAUUUGACAAAGUAAUAUACAUUGUUGUAUCAUUUAUUAUUGAAUAGUCAUAAUUGACCAUUGUGUUAUUUAUUGAUUGGUGUUAAGCCUAAUUAUUGAGAAAAUUUAUUUUUAUUUUUUUUUAACCCUUUGAUUGCAGCGCAUUCUAACACAAAAUCAUCAAUAUAUACAGCGCAAUAUUCGCAUGUUAGUCACUGUAACUGGCUGUCGCAAAUUGCUAUGCUCAUUGACCAAAAAACAUAUUUAUGGGUGCAAAAUAUGUUUGGAAAGGAAACACAAACGUAAUUAAAUAUAAAGAAAAAAAAUUUAGAGAGCAUAUAUAUACAUUUUUCGUAUAUAUAAAUAGACAUGCGAGGACAUAUAUAUCUUCAGCAGUUGAAGGGUUAAAUAUAAAAAGUUAAGCAUCAAUCAAGCACUUUGACAGUAAAAUUUUUUAAAAUUCUCAAAUAUAAUUGUUUUGGCCUGUAAACGACUCAUAUAAUAGUCUAUAAUAGACUCUGACUAAAUAUAUUAAGUUGUAUUGACUUGUAUAUUUUCGAUACAGAAGAGAAAACUUUUAUAUGGAAUAAUCAAUUUUUGUUCAUAACCCGAAAUAAAAUACCUUGUUACAAUUAUGCAUCCAAGUAAUAUUCUAUAGCAUUUCUUUUGUAUGAUUUUGUUUUUCUCCAGUGUAAAUAAUAAUAAUGUAUAUCAUUUUCUAUGAUUAGUAUUUAUCAUUAGAAUAGAUCGAGCAAAUUAUUUGCUGUGAUGCGUGUCUCUCUUUGUGUGUUUGUGGGUGUGCGUGUGUGUAUAUACGCACGUGUACAUUGUGCACGCAACUAUACAUAAUUCAUAUAUACAUAAAAUAUCAAUAUGUACAGAAGAUAAUAAAAAGUAUAAAAUUUUAUGGAUAAAUU